Molecule: messenger RNA, 1797 nt
Organism: Mollisia scopiformis
Lineage: Eukaryota; Fungi; Ascomycota; Leotiomycetes; Helotiales; Mollisiaceae
Exons: 3
Coding region: 1-1797 (598 amino acids)
Source: RefSeq, a predicted model, not a curated record
AUGACUCGCAACGAAGAAGACAGCUCCGGCGAAGAGACUGUCGAUGAUCUGAGUAGCAACAAAGUUACCAAAAAUUUGUCAUGUCCAUCAUGCGACGCCACCGGGUUUAGCAGUCUCUCGAAACUAAAUAAGCAUCGGAAUGGACAUGAGAGACCAUACGAUUGCCUCGCGGAAGGUUGUUCCAAGCGCUUUGCUCAACGCCAGACUCUGGAUCGGCAUAUACAGUCUAAGCACGGCGAUGCGAGCAAGCUGACGAAGUAUUACCACUGCACCGUUGAUGGCUGCAAAUAUGCAAGCACAGGUCAGCGGCAGAAAAGGUUUGCGCGAGCUGAUCAAGCCAAGGAACAUGCAAAAAACUACGGACAUUGGGGGCCUCACUCUGCGAAUGAUCGUCCGCGACGUCGUGCUGGUACGGAGCCGCUAUUCGAAGAACAUAUACUCACGGCUCGCUUUGAAGAAUGGGUAUUAGAUGGCAGCUCGUAUAAGCGGACGGUGCGAAUGUGCGAGUAUAACUCGGUAGAAACAAAACUUUGGCAUAAGGAUGUUAUUGGGGACAUGUUUGUCAAGGCUCAUGCUCUCGAAGAGAGUAUUGGGCACGGCUGCCCUGUGCCUGGCUGUUAUUAUCAUCAGUCUCGACCACCCGAGAAUUGUCAUAUCACGCUGUUCAAGACCAUGAAAGGACUACAAGAGCAUCGCCGCAGAGCUCAUGGUAUCAUGCCAGUUGCUCCUGCUUUAGCCGUCGCCUUUCGAAGCCAAUUGCACCAGGAUGAAGAACGAGGUAGUGUCAGCAGUUCGGAUACUAUGGCGUCCACAGAUAAUUUGUUGAGAAAUAUAGCUCUCAGCUCGACGACUCAAACUGAUCAGCCUUGGCUAACGGACCUGGAUGUUUCGUUUGGCACACGUAAUUUUGAAAGCGUACAAUGCUUUAAUCCGGAAUGCAUUCAAUACCGCAAAAGACUACAAGAGGACCAGCAAGCAGAGACCUAUGUAUCAGAUGACUUCUACCCAGGCGAUCAAAGCCUUGGAUGGUGCCAGUCAUGUUUUAAGCGCGGCACAGCGACUUUUCAACCGCCAGGUGAUGUACUGUCCCUGCUGUCAUCUGAACAUGAGUUCAACUUCGAGUUUACUAGCAUUUCAUCGUCCUCAAACACAAAUGCCACAACAAGUCUUCCGACUUUAAACAUCUCUGAAGACAAUAUGCAAACUGCUUCUAGCACCACUGAUUCCAGCACACCAUCUCUAGGAGGGGAAGACUCGCUGAAGCUUCGCAAAUUGACUUGCACUUUUCCUGGGUGCCGUAAAACCUUUCGGCGUAAUUACGAAUUCCAAAGACAUAUUACGUGUGUACACAGUCCGGCAACAAUAUACUGCUCCCUUUGUAACCGCCCUUUUCGGCGUAAAGACAAGCUCACUGAACACAUUCGACACGCACACUCCAUUUCCUCCGGGUCGGAUUCGACGAAAGCCAAGGCUAUGUUCAACGAGUGGUCAAUACUUUCGGAUCCUGACUGGUUAUACUCGUCAACAUUUCCAUCAAGUAAAGACACGACGACAACUGACAGAAUGGUACCAGUUGCUACAGAUUAUGCCACGGAAAGCGUAUAUGCUUCAACUGGCCUUCAAUCAUAUUCUCUAUUAUCCGAGGAAUGGCCUAGUUGGGUCCCAGACUGGCAAUCUACAACUGCGAAAUCUACGCAAUCACAAAUCGAUACCCCCGAAGCGCAUGUUUGUGUUGAAUAUUCACCCCCAUCGUUCUCGAUGAAUGAGGACAUGUGCAACCACUUGGACUCCCAAUAA